GCGAGGCAGAAAAGCAGACAAGGCUGCCGGGUCCGUAGGAAAGUCCCAGCCAAAGAGCUGCCAAGCCCGCCCCACCUUUUCAGCCCAAUGGCCAAUCACCACUAGGGGCACAUUUUCAACCCGAACGGCAUCCAUUUUCGAUCCCUCUACAGCUGGAAGGAAUCCAGCAGCGAGAAUCGACCAGUCGUCGAGCCUCGCUCUCGAGGGCCCAAGACAACCCACGCAUGACAGUCGAUACGCAAUCAUGAACCGGCACAUCCUCCGCACCGCGCUCGGGCGCGCCGGCCCGAGCCCGACCGCCCGCAGCUUCCUCUCGCAGAACCCGCUCAGCACGCCAACACCGACCUCCUUCGCCCUCUUCUCAACCACAUCCGCCCGCGGGAACGACAGCAGCAGCAGUGGCAACGGCAACAGCAACAACGACCGCCCGCACCAAACCGCCGCAGUCGACAAGCUCGCCCAGCUCGGCCAGCGCCGCGCCACCAACAACAACGACGCCGAUUCGCCCUCCGAAGCACUACACCGACGAAGAGCCGCGCGGCGCGGCGGCAUCGACGCGCGCUCGCUGCGCGUCUCCCCGCUUGCCGGCACCGCAUCCACCACCCCAACCUCCUCCUCUUCGUCGUCGUCGUCCGCCUCCUCCUCCGCGCCGCGCAUCCUCAACGUGCGCAGCCUGCGCGGCGGUCUGCGCGGCGGCUUCCGCGGCGGGCGCUCGGCGUCGCUCCGGCGCGGCGCCGGGCCGGGGCUGGGCGAGUCCGGGCCCGGGGGCGACGCUCCGCUCGGCGGGCCCGAGUUCGGGCGGCCGCGCCUGGGCGGCGGUCGGGCCGGAUUUGGGUUUGGCGGGGUGAGUCGGAUGGGGGGACGGAAGGGUGGUGGUGGUUUCCUGAGUCGCGCUGGCGGUGGUGGUGGUGGUGGGCGGCGUUCUCCUAGGACUUCUCGGAGGCGGGCGCGCGGAGGCGGGGGCAAGGAGAAUACAGAGCGGGCUGGGACCGGGGACGAGGCCCGCGGGCAGAAGCUGGUGUGGUCGCCGGAGGAGCAGGCCGUGCUGGACCGGCUGGACAAGGGCGAGGUGGUGCCGUACGAGCCGAAGCUGACGCUGGACUCGCUGAGCGGGUACGGCGCGGCCAUCGCGACCGACGCCGCGCUGGGCCAGGUCGAGUCGGCCAUCCGCACGAUGCGGCUGAUGACGGGCGGCAUGGCCUUCAACUCCGACUCGGGCGUCACGACCGACCUCGACGUCGUCAACAAGCGCGCCCGCCAGGGCCUGCCUAUUUUCUUGCACAGCAAGGGUGAGAAGGACUGGAUCGAGCGCGGCCGCCGCGGGAUGCGGGUCGUCGAGGCCGACCCGGCGACCAAGAAGGCCAUCAUCGACGCUGCUGUCCGCGGCAAGUACGAGGCGCCCGGGUUUGCCGAGAUCAGCGACGUCAAGGCCACCAUGGCCAACUACCACUCGCGGACCUUCACCUACAGCGCAGCGGACUCGAAGAAGUUCAUCGACAAGGUGCUGUCGCUGCUGCCCGCGCAGGCGGGUUCUAAGCCUGGCGCUCAGGCGAAGCAAUGAUGGGAUGUGCAAGAAGGGGGGAUGGAGGGAGGGUGAGGUGAGGGGAGGCGCCAGUGCAUGUGCAUUGCAUGCAUGAUUGAUCCCCUCA
Molecule: messenger RNA, 1649 nt
Organism: Thermothielavioides terrestris NRRL 8126
Lineage: Eukaryota; Fungi; Ascomycota; Sordariomycetes; Sordariales; Chaetomiaceae
Exons: 1
Coding region: 245-1561 (438 amino acids)
Source: RefSeq, a predicted model, not a curated record